Oreochromis aureus is the source of this 738-nucleotide messenger RNA. Its product is annotated as zinc finger protein 728-like. Lineage: Eukaryota; Metazoa; Chordata; Actinopteri; Cichliformes; Cichlidae. Gene Ontology annotation, cellular component: nucleus. The record is from RefSeq and is a predicted model, not a curated record. The annotation marks the transcript as partial. The transcript has a single exon.
ACAUACAGCUGUGAUGAGUGUGGAAAGUCUUUUGUCCAGGCUGGCGGCUUAAAAAGACACCAACUCAUCCACAGUGGAGUUAAACCUUACAGCUGUGACUUGUGUGGAAAGUCUUUUACCCAGGCUGGACACUUAAAAACACACCAACUCAUCCACAGUGGAUUUAAACCUUACACCUGUGACUUGUGUGGAAAGUCUUUUGCCUGGGCUGGAGACUUAAAAAAACACCAAAUCAUCCACAGUGGAGUUAAACCUUACAGCUGUGACUUAUGUGGAAAGUCUUUUGCCUGGGCUGGAGACUUAAAAAAACACCAAAUCAUCCACAGUGGAGUUAAACCGUACAGCUGCGACUUGUGUGGAAAGUCUUUUGCCUGGGCUGGAGACUUAAAAAAACACCAAAUCAUCCACAGUGGAGUUAAACCUUACAGCUGUGACUUGUGUGGAAAGUCUUUUACCCGGGCUGGAAACUUAAAAAAACACCAACUCCUCCACAGUGGAUUUAAACCUUACACCUGUGACUUGUGUGGAAAGUCUUUUGCCUGGGCUGGAGACUUAAAAAAACACCAAAUCAUCCACAGUGGAGUUAAACCUUACAGCUGUGACUUGUGUGGAAAGUCUUUUGCCUGGGUUGGAGACUUAAAAAGACACCAAAUCAUCCACAGUGGAGUUAAACCGUACAGCUGUGACUUGUGUGGAAAGUCUUUUACCUGGGCUGGAGACUUAAAAAAACACCAACUC